This is a messenger RNA of Anolis carolinensis (green anole), 10696 nucleotides long. RefSeq names its product suppressor of cancer cell invasion (gene scai). NCBI's taxonomy places the organism in Eukaryota, Metazoa, Chordata, Lepidosauria, Squamata, Anolidae. Gene Ontology annotation, cellular component: nucleus. The coding region runs from base 428 to 2149 and encodes 573 amino acids. The transcript is spliced from 18 exons. The record is from RefSeq and is a predicted model, not a curated record. Gene Ontology annotation, molecular function: transcription corepressor activity. Gene Ontology annotation, biological process: DNA-templated transcription.
UCAAGAGAUGGCAGAAUGAAUUGCCUGAGCAAAAUAAGGCACGAUGCCAGGAUGCAAGAGGAAUUGAACCCCAGUAAGUGUCAAUGAUCUUUGGGGAAAAGACAAUUCCUGGCUCAUAUUAGAGCAGUGCCACCUCUCAUCGGGAUGUGGGGAGGCCUUUAUUUAGUUCUUCUUGGGUGCCCGUUGCUGUAAGGAUGCCGAUUGGGGUGGUCGUCCUUGCUUAUCCCCCUUGUCAUCAUUGCCGUCUCGCUUUCUCCGCCUCCUCUCCCGAACCACAGCAGAGAAGCAGAUCCAGGCCUCCUUCGGUGGGCUCUCGGCUGAAGAAGCAAGACAUCACCGUGGCGCUCGGAUGCUCUCCAGGAACUUGGCUGUUCUAGGAAUGCAUUUCCUGACUGCUCGAGGACGGAGCUCGCCCUGAAAAGGAACCAUGUCGAUUGGCGGCGUGGAGGAUGACAUCCCGCAGGGAGAGAGGAAGACCGUCACGGACUUUUGUUACCUGCUGGAUAAAUCCAAACAGCUUUUCAACGGCUUGAGAGACUUACCUCAAUAUGGGCAGAAGCAGUGGCAGUGCUAUUUCGGGCGAACCUUCGACGUUUACACCAAGCUCUGGAAGUUCCAGCAGCAGCACCGGCAAGUUUUGGACAAUCGGUACGGCCUGAAGCGCUGGCAGAUUGGCGAAAUCGCCUCCAAGAUCGGGCAGCUCUACUACCACUACUACCUUCGCACGUCGGAAACCAGCUACCUGAAUGAAGCCUUCUCCUUCUACUCUGCCAUCCGGCAGCGGUCUUACUACUCUCAAGUCAACAAAGAAGACAGGUCAGGCCAUGCCUCAGUCUUGCCUGAAUUGGUAGUGAAGAAACUCCGAUAUUACGCACGGUUCAUAGUGGUGUGUCUUUUACUCAACAAAAUGGAUGUCGUGAAGGAGCUUGUCAAGGAAUUGUCAGAUGAGAUUGAGGACUACACUCACCGCUUCAACACGGAAGACCAAGUGGAAUGGAACCUGGUUCUCCAAGAAGUGGCAGCAUUCAUUGACGCGGAUCCCGUGAUGGUCUUGAACGAUGACAACACCCUGGUGAUCCUCUCCAACCGCCUCUCGGACACAGGAGCUCCGCUGCUGGAGCAGGGCAUGAUCGUGGGGCAGUUGGCCCUGGCGGAUGCCCUGAUCAUUGGCAACUGCAACAACCAGGUGAAGUUCAGCGAACUGACAAUCGAUAUGUUCCGGAUGCUUCAAGCCUUGGAGAGGGAACCGAUGAACUUGGCUUCGCAAAUGAACAAGCCCGGGUUGCAGGAGACAACUGAAAAGCCGGCAAGAAGAGAGAACCCUCACAAAUACUUGCUCUACAAGCCAACCUUCAGCCAGCUAUAUACUUUUUUGGCUGCGUCAUUUAAGGAGCUGCCUGCCAACAGUGUCCUGUUGAUCUACCUGUCUGCCACCGGCGUGUUCCCAUCAGGUCGUUCGGAUAGUGAAGGACCCUAUGAUUUUGGAGGCGUCCUGACCAACAGCAACCGGGACGUUAUCAAUGGGGACGGCAUCCACAAGCGGAACCAGUCCUACAAGGAGAUGCACUGCCUCCACCCGGGAGAUCUCUACCCGUUCACAAGGAAGCCUCUCUUUAUCAUCGUGGACUCCUCCAAUAGCGUUGCCUACAAGAACUUCACAAACCUAUUUGGACAGCCGCUGGUGUGCCUCCUGUCUCCCACCACCUACCCAAAAGCGUUGCAAGAUCAGUCGCAGCGAGGCAGCCUCUUCACCUUCUUCCUCAACAACCCUCUAAUGGCAUUCCUGUUUGUCUCCGGACUAUCAAGCAUGCGCAAAGGACUUUGGGACAAAUGUCACGAUUACCUUCGCAAAAUCAACCGGGACAUUGCGCAGUUGCUCACUCAUUCCCGUUCCAUAGAUCAGGCAUUUCUCCAGUUUUUUGGGGACGAAUUCCUUCGCUUGCUCCUCACAAGAUUCAUCUUCUGCUCCGCCACCUUGAGGAUGCACAAACUCUUUCGGCAGGAAACGAGGAAUUACCCGGAGUCCUAUCCCCAACUGCCAAGGGACGAGACCGUGGAGAAUCCGCACCUCCAGAAGCACAUUUUGGAGCUGGCAUCCAUGCUGGACGUCCGAAACGUAUUCCUGGAAACCACGCUUGACGAUUAUUGAAACCGAAAAACCGCACCCGGGAUUUCUUAACGGCGCGGGUCUUUUUCCCGGCCGCGGAAUUUUUGAAAUGGUGCCGUUUUUUUUCUAAUGUGAAGAUCCACAAAAAAAAAAUGAAAAAAAAAUUACUUGAUUUUUAUUUUUGAACUUGCAAUUAUUUUUUUAACAAAAAAAUACAAAAAAAGAAAUGGCUGUGGCAGCCGUUCCACUCUGCACGGGGUCACGUUUUAUAAAGGAGUCCCUUCUGCAUCUUUUGGAAAAAAAAAAUCUAGACUGACAGACGACAUCCCCUCGGGUCUUACUUUUUGGUUUCGUGGUUGAAGACAGCCAUGCGUCACAAUAUUUAAAUGCCGUCGGUCACUUUUAGCCCUUGCGUGUGUGGAAAUAACUUUAUUUUUGUACAAUUUUUAAUAACCUGGAAGCAAAAACAGCGGGAAAGACAAAAUGCCCACAAAGAUAACUCUUCCUUCCCGUCCCCAAAGAUUCUGGAUCCGAAAUGUGAACGGUUGGGACCACACGGCGCAAAAGCAGCGAUAGCAAUAAAAGAGCCUUUCAUGACAAUACCCUUGGCUCGGUCAAGAAGGAGGGCGGCUCGUUUCAAGGGGUGACGGAAAAUGUAAUAUUUCUUGUAAAUUCUUUAUUGAGGUGUAAAUCUACAUUGCAUGUUGGCUACAAAUGCAGGACUUCAAUCAUUCCUCCCUCUGAGCCUGAACCUAGAACCUGAUGACCAUCGUCCCCAAGAAGAACUUAAAUCUGACCACCCUCCAUCUCCAAGAAGAACCAGUCCUUGUCCCCAAGAAGAACCUAAAAUCUGACCACUCUUCUUCUCCAGGAAGAACCUAGAACCUGAUGUCCAUUGUCCCAAAGAAGAGCCUAAAAUCUGACCACCCUCUUUCUCCAAGAAGAACCUAGAACCUGAUGACCAUCGUCCCCAAGAAGAGCCUAAAAUCUGACCACCCUCCUUCUCCAAGAAGAACCUAGAACCUGAUGUCCAUCGUCCCCAAGAAGAACUUAAAUCUGACCAUCCUUCUUCUCCAAGAAAAACCUAGAACCUGAUGUCUUCGUCCCCAAGAAGAACCUAAAACCUGACCACCCUCCUUCUCCAAGAAGAACCUAGAAUCUGAUGUCCAUCGUCCCCAAGAAGAGCCUAAAAUCUGACCAACCUCCUUCUCCAAGAACCUAGAACCUGAUGUCCAUCGUCCCCAAGAAGAGCCUAAAAUCUGACCACCCUCCUUCUCCAAGAAGAACCUAGAACCUGAUGUCCAUCAUCCCCAAGAAGAGCCUAAAAUCUGACCACCCUCCUUCUCCAAGAAGAACCUAGAACCUGGCUGUCCUGCUUACCCAAGAAGAACCUAGAACUUAACCCUCCUUCCUCAAAAAGAAGCUACAUGACCACUCUUCUCCUUCUCCAAGAAGAACCUACAAUCCGAUGCUUAUCUUCCUCAAGAAAAAUCUACAAUCUCACCAUCUUCUUCCUCCUUGAAGAAUCUAAAACUUGAUCAUCCUUUCCCCAUAGGAACCUAGAACCUGACUGCCCUCCUUCACCAAGAAGAACCAACGUGACCACUCUUCUCCUUCGCCAAGAACCUACAACCUGACAUCCAUCUUCCCCAAAAAGAAGCUAAAACUUGGCCUUCCUUCUCCAAGGAGAACCUAGAACCUGACCCUCUUCCUCAAGAAGAACCUACAACAUGACCACUCUUCUCCUUCUCCAAUAACCUACAAGCUGAUUUCCAUCUUCCCCAAGAAGAACCUGUAGUCUGACCAUCCCUCUCCAAGAAGAACCUAGAACCUGACUGCCCUCCUUCCCCAAGAAGACCUACAAGGGGAUAGUCCUCCAUCUCCAAGAACCUAGAACCUGACUUUCCUCCUUCCCCAAUAAGAACCUAUAAGUAGAUAGUCCUCCAUCUCCAAGAACCAAGAACCUGACCUUCCUCCUUCCCCAAGAAGAACCUACAAGUGGAUAGUCCUCCACCUCCAAGAACCUAGAACCUGACCUUCCUCCUUCCCCAAGUAGAGCCUACAGGUGGAUAGUCCUCCAUCUCCAAGAACCAAGAACCUGACCUUUCUCCUUCCCCAAGAAGACUUACAAGAGGAUAGUCCUCCAUCUCCAAGAACCAAGAACCUGACCUUUCUCCUUCCCCAAGAAGACCUACAAGAGGAUAGUCCUCUAUCUCCAAGAACCUAGAACCUGACCUUCCUCCUUCCCUAAGAAGAACCUACAAGUGGAUAGUCCUCCAUCUCCAAGAACCAAGAACCUGACCUUCCUUCUUUCCCAAGAAGACCUAUAAGCGGAUUGUUCUCCAUCUCAUAAAACCUAGAACCCGACCUUGCUUCUUCCCCAAGAAGAACCUACAAGUGGAUAGUCCUCCAUCUCCAAGAACCUAGAACCUGACCUUCUUUCUCCAAGAAGACCUACAAGCAGAUCAUUCUCCAUCUACCAACAACCUAGAACCCAACCUUCCUCCUUUCCAAAGAAGAACCUACAACCUACAUCCUCCUCCCAAGGAACUACGACUUGAUACUCCUCCUUCUUGAAGAAAAACCCAAACCUGACUGCCUGCCUUCUCCAAUGAGAACCUACAACUUGUCUUUCCCCAAGAAGAACUUACAACCUGACCAUCCUCCUUCUCCAAGAACUUAGACCUGACCAUCCUCCUUCUCCAAGAAGAUCCUACCAAUCUGAAACCCUCAAAACAACUCCUUCCUCCUCCACCCCAGUCAUCCCCCGGCUUUAGCAACCAUCCUGCCCUGGUAUGGGGGAAUACCAGCCUUUCUCUGUGUACAAACACAACAAGGAGCUGCUUUGAGCUGCCACGUUUGGACUGUGGAACAAUCUUUUCAUGACUCUUCCUUGUUUUGCGAUCGAUGGCACAUGUCCACACCUAUUGUGUGGUAAAAAAAAAAAAAAUCACUGCCUCAUCCCCGUGACUGAGCUACUCAGAAUAUACAAACCUUGUUACAGUUUGGGGAGGGGACUUAUCCCUUCCUUCACUGCCUGUUGAACUAUGAAUCCUUUCUGAUUUUGGAUAAGAAGCGGAGCAACGGAGAGUUGUUUUGUUGUCGUUGCGUUGGAGCUCCUUUGGCCUUCGUUCCCUUGCUGGAGCCUCCUAAAACACAAGCAAAACUGUGUAAAGUGUGUGGCCUGUUAUAGACUUAACGGAAGAGUUUUAGCAUCAAGAAAGCGAGAGCCGGACGGCCGUUCUCGAAACUCUCCCCGGCUUUGGAGGUCUGUCGCCAAAGCUACGUUUAAGCACAACCAUCUCGGAAGACCUCAAAAUUUGAAUUUGUUUUCAGCAACUAACACAGAACUAAUUCCCACCACUAAGGUUUUUAUUCCUGCAAGGUGCAGAGUGUUUUAUUUUUCGAAGGAAAAGGCGAAAUAUGAGGGAAGUUGGCGAGAUCGUACUGAAAGAUAAAGCGCCUUGGUGUGUUGCGGAUACGGAUACGGAGCCUGCAUAUUUUUCCUCCUUUUAGUAGUGAGCACACUCUGCAAUUGUGACGGUAAGACGUAUCCGAGAUGUUAGAAGGAAAAGGCAAUUCUUCGGAACGGAGAGUUGCGGGAGGGACACGUUUCCUCCUCUUGCAACUUUUCCGCGAGUCAAUAUUGUCGGUCGCCGACAAACCACUGCCCGGGAUGAAGCAUCUUGAGCCGAACAGAGUCGGAGAAAGAAGGGCAGCAUUUGGGAAUCAUCGCAAAGAGGUGCCUUAGGUCGGGCCUGAAGUGCAAUGAGGAGAUAGGUAUAUAUAUCCGGGCGUUUUAUCCAGAAGGCAAUCAGAAAGAAGGGCGUCUGUCUCGAUGGGACGAUGUUGUUCCUCGAGCGGCAAGGUUCGUUGUAAUCGGCACUGGUGCAUUUCUCUUCUGUGGUGCUUUGUUCUUUUCUAGCCUCCUUUUUUGCCAGGGGAAAAGCCCGGGCGAUCAGUGUACUACGUUGCACUCUGCCUGCCCAUCGAGCGGGAGAUGCUUCUUGUAAAUUGUGUAGAUAUGUAGAUAUGUAAAUAUAAAUAGGGUAACGUCGGAACCGUACGUCGUCUACAAAACAAAAGAUGCAUCGAGAGGCGCCGGGCAAAAUUCAUUCCACGCUGGGUGGCUUCGACUGUUGCUCAGGAUGUGAUUGCACAAGUGGGAUUUUUUAUUGUCUGGCCAUGUUGCAGAAGCAUUCUCUCCUGACUUUACGCCACAUCUAUGGCAGGCAGAGGUUGUCAGGUCUGUUGGAAACGAGGCAAGUAGGGCUUAUAUAAUAAUAAUAAUAAUAAUAAUAAUAAUAAUAAUAAUAAUAAUAAUAAUAAUAAUAUUAUUAUUAUUAUUAUUAUUUUGUAAAGCAAAGUGAAGAACCUGCUUUGAUUGAAGUCAAAAAUCAGAAACUCCUCAAAGCACAGCAGACAAAAAAACCAGUACAAGAAAACCGCACUACAAACUAGAGCUGACAGCUGGCACAACAAAACAUUGCAUGGAAAGUUCCUUGACAAAAUUGAAGGAAAAGCUGAUGUCGCCAUCCCUGUUGAUGAAAAACAACAGGAAAAACCCGGCUGCUACCAGGACCUCAAGAUUGAACUUCAAAGACUCUGGCAGAAACCGGUGCAGGUGGUCCCGGUGGUGAUGGGCACACUGGGUGCCGUUUCAAAAGAUCUCAGCCGGCAUUUGGAAACAAUAGACAUUGACAAAAUCAUGAUCUGCCAACUGCAAAAGGUAUCACAAAAUCACAAGUCGAACACUUCCCAAGUGUCUAGGUCUGUGUAAUGUAUUUUUGGAUGAUGCGUGCAGAUCCCAGCAGGGUGGCCUUUUGCAGUUAUUACUAUUAUUGUUGUUGUAUGACACAGCAAACAACAACAACAACAAUAACUGCAAAAGGCCACCCUGCUGGGAUCUUCACGCAUCAUCCAAAAAUAAAUUAUUAUUAUUAUUAUUAUUAUUAUUAUUAUUAUUAUUAUUAUUAUUAUUAUUAUUGGGAAUAUAAUUGGAAGAUUUCCCUAUCUUCCCCAAAUGAAUUAGAGAGUUGAGUAUGUUUCAAAACGUAAAACAAUUUGAUGUUUUCAUUUAGUCUGAGCUAAUGGUGAUCUCAUAUUAUAUUAUAUUAUAUUAUAUUAUAUUGUAUUGUAUUAUAUUAUAUUAUAUUAUAUUAUAUUAUAUUAUAUUAUAUUAUAUUACAGUAGAGUCUCACUUAUCCAACACUCACUUAUCCAACGUUCUGGAUUAUCCAACGCAUUUUUGUAGUCAAUGUUUUCAAUACAUCGUGAUAUUUUGGUGCUAAAUUCGUAAAUACAGUAAUUACUACAUAACAUUACUGCCUAUUGAACUACUUUUUCUGUCAAAUUUGUUGUAUAACAUGAUAUUUUGGUGCUUAAUUUGUAAAAUCAUCACCUAAUUUGAUGUGUAAUAGGCUUUUCCUUAAUCCCUCCUUAUUAUCCAAGAUAUUCGCUUAUCCAAAGUUCUGCCGGCCUGUUUAUGUUGGAUAAGUGAGACUCUAUAAUUAAUAAUAAUAAUAAUAAUAAUAAUAAUAAUAAUAAUAAUAAUAAUAAUAAUAAUAAUAUAAGUGAGACUCUACUGAAUAUUAUAUUAUAUUAUAUUAUAUUAUAUUAUAUUAUAUUAUAUUGGUAAUCUUCGGCAUUUGCUUGCCUCCAAUAGGUCUCACUUUGAAUACAUAUUUAAAAUGGGAAAACUGAUAUUUUGGGGGCUUUUGCCUCACAAAUGCCAAUAAUAAUAAUAAUACAUCAUACAUCAUACAUCACACAGUCCUAGACACUUGGGAAGUGUUUGACUUGUGAUUUUGUGAUAUGAAAUUCAGCAUAUCUAUCUUGUUUGCUGUGCCAUAUAAUAAUAAUAAUAAUAAUAAUAAUAAUAAUAAUAAUAAUAAUAAUACAUCACACAGUCCUAGACACUUGGGAAGUGUUUGACUUGUGAUUUUGUGAUACGAAAUCCAGCAUAUCUAUCUUGUUUGCUGUGCCAUAUAAUAAUAAUAAUAAUAAUAAUAAUAAUAAUAAUAAUAAUAAUAAUAAUAAUAAUAAUACAUCACACAGUCCUAGACACUUGGGAAGUGUUUGACUUGUGAUUUUGUGAUACGAAAUCCAGCAUAUCUACCUUGUUUGCUGUGCCAUAUAAUAAUAAUAAUAAUUAUAAUAAUAAUAAUAACAACAACAACAACACUUUAUUAUUGUAUCCCGCCCUGUUACCGGCUGUCUCGAGAGAACGUUUCAAGCCAUCACAUCCUGAGCAAACUUCGAAAUCCUAGUUCGACUUUCUUUUUCAGGAGGUUUUGGAUUUUGAUACCACGAAGGCCUGAUUCUGGUUCGAAUCUUUUUCUAGCCUGGGUUUUUUGGUGCCACUUUUGCAUGUUUCUGCACAUAUGGGCCUUGCUGUACAUGUGUUUAUGCGUGUGGCUUUGACUUCCCUGUGUUCUAGUCUUUUCCUCAUUUUGGACAAACGAUUCCAGUAGAUACAUACUCAUAAGUCUUGAUCUCUGUAGAAUUGACAAGAAAACUUGGCUAGGUUGGGUUGCUGUGUGUUUUCCAUGUUCCAGAAGCAUUCUCUCCUGAUGUUUCUCCCACAUCUAUGGCAGGCUUCCUCAGAGGUAGUGAGGUCUGUUGGAAAACAAAGCAAGGGAGUGUGUUGCCGAAGGCUUUUGUGGCCAGAAUCAUAGGGUUGCUGUGAGUUUUCCGGGCUGUACGGCUAUGUCCCUGAAGCAUUCUCUCCUGACGUUUCGCCCACAUCUGUGGCAGGCAUCCUCAGAGGUAGUGAGGUCUGUUGGAAAACAAAGCAAGGGAGUGUGUUGCAGAAGGCUUUCGUGGCCGGAAUCACAGGGUUGUUGUGAGUUUUCUGGGUGUUCUGGCCAUGUUUCAGAAGCAUUCUCUCCUGAUGUUUCUCCCACAUCUAUGGCAGGCUUCCUCAGAGGUUGUGAGGUCUGUUGGAAACUAGGCAAGUGAGGUUUAUAUAUCCGUGGAACCUCGCAAGCUCCAAGGAUGCCUGCCAUAGUUUCCAACAGAGCUCACAACCUCUAAGGAUGCCUGCCAUAGAUGUGGGAGAAACGUCAGGAGAGAAUGCUUUUGGAGCAUGGGAGGAUGCCUGCCAUAGAUGUGGGAGAAACGUCAGGAGAUAAUGCUUUUGGAGCGUGGGAGGAUGCCAGCCAUAGAUGUGGGCGAAACGUCAGGAGAGAAUGCUUUCGGAGUGUGGGAGGAUGCCUGCCAUAGAUGUGGGCGAAACGUCAGGAGAGAAUGCUUAUGGAGCAUGGGAGGAUGCCUGGCGUAGAUGUGGGCGAAACGUCAGGAGAGAAUGCUUUUGGAGCAUGGGAGGAUGCCUGGCGUAGAUGUGGGCGAAACAUCAGGAGAGAAUGCUUUCGGAGCAUGGGAGGAUGCCAGCCAUAGAUGUGGGCGAAACGUCAGGAGAGAAUGCUUUCGGAGUGUGGGAGGAUGCCUGCCAUAGAUGUGGGCGAAACGUCAGGAGAGAAUGCUUUCGGAGUGUGGGAGGAUGCCUGCCAUAGAUGUGGGCGAAACGUCAGGAGAGAAUGCUUUUGGAGCAUGGGAGGAUGCCUGGCGUAGAUGUGGGCGAAACGUCAGGAGAGAAUGCUUCUGGAACAUGGCCACACAGCCUGGAAAAUGCACAACAACCCAGUGAUUCUGGCUGUGAAAGCUUUUGACAACAUGUUAUUUUUAUUUGUCAUAACUUGCCUUCUCUUAACUGAUUCAAAUCAAAUGAACUUGUAAAAAAUCGGUGGCGAAAUGUUUGUCUGGAACGGAAACAAACGUCCAUUUCCGACGAGACGGAAGCACAAAUGUUCGACUUGUUUCUCCGUGCUGCUAGUCCAUAGUGCAUGUGAUAAAAAAAACUCUGUAAACUAGUUCACAAAGCCACUCGUUUUGAUCUCGGUUGCGUCGAUGCCAAUCUUUUUCUCUGCCUUGGGGACGCGAGAGCGCCAUUCCGUCCCCGACCGGACGCCGGAAAGAUCGGAUUCUUUCUUGUUUACAAGGUUGUGUAAAAAUGACUUUUUUUCGCCCCGUCUCCCGUCAACGUCUCCGAUGCGUCUGGAUUAACCGAAGCCAUAUCCCCGCUCCACCUUUUGUUUCCCUUCACCCUUUGUUUCCUGAUCUUGAUCAUGUUGAUGCCGUGGUUUGUGGCAGAUGUUUCCCAAGGUUCGGGAGCAUGUGGCAGCCUUCCGCCCCACUUUUUUUGUUUUUUACUGCCGCGUGCUGUUCCACUGAGUAACGAAAUUCCAAGCUACAAACACUGUGAUGAUUCUCCGACCCGUGCGCAUCGAGGGAACCAAACGUCGGGACACGUAAACUGCUUUUUAUGUUGUGUUGAAGUAGCGAGGAUUUUAUGCCGUUGGUGUAUUUGAAGACUUCCACGUGGGUUGAUGUUUGCUUGGAAUGUGAGUACCUUCAUCGGUUGUGAAUUUUACUGUACAUGGAUUUUUGUAUCUCCGAGAAACCCACUCCAAAAUUAUAUGUAUUACCGGUAUAACGAUAAACCUAUUUGCUUAAUGGUGUGCGUGUGUGUCUGAGCAGUUCUCGAACUCGGUGGGCUACGGACUGAAAUAAAUAUGAACCUUUACGUAA